Molecule: messenger RNA, 5640 nt
Organism: Lethenteron reissneri (Far Eastern brook lamprey)
Lineage: Eukaryota; Metazoa; Chordata; Hyperoartia; Petromyzontiformes; Petromyzontidae
Product: semaphorin-4A-like
Biological process (GO): neural crest cell migration; axon guidance; negative chemotaxis
Cellular component (GO): plasma membrane
Molecular function (GO): chemorepellent activity; semaphorin receptor binding
Source: RefSeq, a predicted model, not a curated record
CCUGGCAACCUCCAUUGUGCUGCCUCGCUCCGAAACCUCCUCUCGGCUGCUUGUAGCUUGGGAGGGUGAGUGCUGCUGCUGGUGGUGGUGGGGGGGGGGGUGGAGAAAGUGCCGCUCGUGAGAGCCGCAACAACGACCAAGUCUCUCUCGCCCCCUUCUCGCACGGAGAGAGAGAGAACCGCACGCGCUCUCGCGUUCAUUCGGCGCGCGUCCCCACGAUGACUCCGCAGCGGACGCCGACGGCGAUGGAGAACGCGCUGAGCGAAAGGUUAUUGCCGCAGAAGAAAUCAUCACCGCACCUUGUCCAAGAGGAUCGUACGAGACCGUCCCCAGCAACAUGGCUCUGUUGAGAGCCUCGUGAAGCACGCCCUCCACGCCGAAGCGAGCUCGCCGUGAGGACGAAAGAAACCCCAAGAGCAGAAGAACCCGACGGCCAAAAAGCAUCCCGACCGUUGGCUUGUGGCGACUAAAGGGACGCGGAGAAGAUUCGUGGCAGCAGUAGCAGCAGCAGCUUCGGCAUGCGUCGUUGGUCACGUGCCCCGUGCCUGAGCUGCAGCACGGCCGCGGCAAUGCUGUUCGCGUGCCUCGUCGCUCUGUCUGUGCACCUCGCGAUCGCGACGGAGCUUGGAGCAACGCCAAGGCUCACGCACACGUACCAGGCCAUGGAGAGCCGAGGGCGGCUGCGAGCGUUCUCGCGGCCCAGCGUCGGCAACUACUCGACGCUGCUGCUGUCGGAGCAGGGGGACGUGUUGUACGUCGGGGCACGCGACGCCAUCUUCUCGCUCAACCCCAGCAACAUCUCCGAGGAGAUGCACAGUCGGGUCGACUGGGAUGCGUCAUCCAAGCAGCAAGAGUGUGUGAUGAAGGGCAGAAGUGAAACGAUGGAGUGCUUCAACUUCAUCCGGGUGCUUGUCGAGCUUAACGAGACGCACCUCUUUGUUUGUGGGACGUACGCCUUCCAUCCAAUGUGUGCCUACAUUGAGAAGGAGAACUUCACCCUGGUGACGACGACUCAAGGCGAGGUCCUGACGGAGGAUGGGCGGGGACGCUCCCCGUACAACCCCACGCAGGCAUACACGGCCACGCUCGCUGAUGGGGAGCUGUACUCGGCCAUGAUGAAGAACUUCCUGGGCACGGAGCCUGUGAUUCAGCGCAGCCUGGGCAGCCGGCCCGCCAUGAAGUCCGACCUACUGGUGUCCUGGCUCUACGAGCCGAGAUUCGUGGGGUCGGAGUUCGUGCAGGAGGAUCCCGAGGGCGACGAGGACGACAAGGUGUACCUCUUCUUCACGGAGACGGCGCGCGAGUUUGAGUUCUACAGCAAGGUGGUGGUGUCGCGCAUCGCCCGCGUCUGCAAGGGAGACGUGGGAGGCACGCGCAUGCUACAGCGCAUGUGGACAUCGUUCCAGAAGGCGCAGCUCGAGUGCUCGCUCCCCGAGCGCAACAUCCACUUCAACCUCAUCCAGGACGUGUUCACGCUGCGCACGGCGCCCGGCCAGACGACCUUCUACGCCGUCUUCACCGUCGAAGUUGGGGGCACGAACGUGUCGGCCGUGUGCGCCUACAGCAUGGCCGACGUGCAGCAGACCUUCCAGGGCCGCUUCAAGGAGCAGAAGGGACCCGACCAGAGAUGGGCCACAUUCACGGGGGACAUCCCGGAGCCUCGGCCUGGCAGCUGCCUCAGGGGCCAGUCGUCCCUGGACUUGCCGGACCGCACGGUCAGCUUCGCCAGGGACCACCCUCUCGUGGACCAAACGGUGGAGCCCGUGGGCCAGCGGCCCCUCCUGGUGGCGGCGAACGCGCGCUACACACAGCUCGCCGUGCAGACCGUGCGCUCGCUCGGCGGCGCUGACCACCGCGUCAUGUACAUGGCCACAGAUGCUGGGACUCUACACAAAGCCAUAAAUGUCAACGGAGACAUGCAUCUGAUUGAGGAGAUGCAGCUUUUCUCAGAUCCCCAAUCAAUAAACAGCCUACUUCUUCUGGAAAAAAAGGGCCUGCUGUACGUCGGCUCGUCGUCGUCGGUGCUGCAGGUGCCCGUGGCGGACUGCGGCGCCUACGCCACGUGUGGUGACUGCGUGCUGGCGCGGGACCCGCACUGCGCGUGGGACGCGCAGUCGGAGCGCUGCCGCGACACGCAGGAGGCCGAGCCCGCAUCCGCGUGGAUUCAGGACAUUGAACGUGCGAACGCAAGCAGCCUUUGUCCCGCUGACCCAGUGGAGGAAAAGGAGGUGAGGAUCCAGGCGGGCUUGCCGCUGCUCCUGCGCUGCACGCCACCCUCUAACCUCGCGACAGAGCAGUGGGAACGCGACAGCAGGCAGCUGACCUCGCAGGAGGUGGCCUACACUGUCUAUCCCCGCGUUGGGCUGCUGCUGUCCUCGCCCGGGCCCCAAUCCGUCGGCUCCUACAUCUGCUACACGCUCGAGGGCGGCUUCAGGCGCGCUAUGGCGAGCUUCAACGUUCGCAUGCCGCCGACCACGACGACUACCACCACCACCACCACCGUGCCCACCACAACCGUGCCUACCACCACCACCACCACCACCACCACGCCCGUCACCGAGAUCACCCCCGCGGUGCACAAGAAUUCCGACUUAGACGGUUCGGGGUUGGAGGAGAUGACCAGGAACAACGCCUCCAUCACGCCCACCGCUACGGCGCCCAGCACCACCGCGGGCUACGGCGACGAGAACGCAGGUAAUGGCAAAAGAUCAAAGUCGUUGUCACGUACUCGGGAGGAGACGCCGGAGGUUGUAAUCAGACCGCAGACGCAAAUGCAGGCGCAGUCGGGCAGCGAGGGCGUGGGCAUGGUGGUGGCCCUGGCUGUCUCGUUGGCCGUCAACGUGCUGCUGCUGCUGUUCGUGGUGCACCGCGCGCGCGAGUGCAAGAAGCGCGUGGCACGGCUGGUGCACUGCGAGAUGCCCGAGCGGCCUUGCACGCCGCACGGCACCAAGGCCGGGCAGAACCGGGCAGAUGCGGUCACGCCGGUGCGGUCGCCCACCCACUGCAUAAACAUGGACCCCGACACGAAGUCGCCACUCAUUGGAACGCCGGCUUUAAACGAAUCGCAGGCGUAGCGGCGGCAGUGAGACGAAGAAACGCGCGGAGUCGCGGAACGGAACUGUGUGCUUGGUCGCAUUUCAGGCAACUGCCAAGAAACUGACUAAUCCUGUGUUGAACUUCGGCUGGGCUCACGUUGUGGGUCUUGUCGGCAAUGAGGAGAUGGAUUAGAAUUCUGGAUUUGCAAAGGUUGAUUAAUACACUUUUCAACCGGCAGCUUUAAAACUUUCAUUGUGCUACGCGAAUGAGACUUUUAUCCUUUUUUUAACAAAAGAAGCAAGAAGGGCACGAAGACGGACACACCUUGCAACUGAUUUUCAAAUCAUUAUUAUUGAGAAUCGCAAGCCAUAAGGCUGUAUGUACAACAAUUACUCUGUGAUGACCUUAAAGUGAAAUCCUGUAUUUUGAGGUUAUUCGGAACUGAAAAUUAAAGCAGCACAGAAUCUAUUUCAUUUCAACAGAUAGGUGAUAACAAACAACGAUUAAUGAAACUUAUUGAGUUGAUCUUUUUUUUAGCAACUGCUCAUUCAUUUUGACACUUUGCCGAAACAUAACUUUUUCCUUCUUAACUGUCAUUGGUUUUCAUAGGAUGAGAAUCGCUGUCUUCUGCACUCAUUGUCAAUCACGGAGCUCGCUUGGGUUGCAUUUCGGCAAGUCGCCUUUCAUUGAAGUGUACAUUUUCACAUUUAGGGCAGCUAUGUGUGUGUUUUUUUAGGGCAAGCAAAGUGGUAAGUGUAUAAUUUAAUUUUUAUGACAAGAUAAAAAAAAGAUAAAUCUUUUGGCCGAAAGCGUGUGUGUGCAUUUUUUUGUAAGAGCCUCCUCCUGGCUUUGUUAAAGGCGUUCCAUUGCGUGAACGUCUGUACAAGUAACACAUCUGUGCACCUUAGUUUGGUUUUCUGAAGGACUUGCCAUCUCUUUCGCCUGCGCCUUCACUUUUGAAUUUUGCCACCAUAUGUAUAAGAAUGCUGCCCCCUAGUGCCUGUGUGUUUGCGUGUUUUUUUGGAGCUUCCAGAAUUGAAGUAUUGUUUUUGUGUCGUGGGCAAUGUGGAUAGGUGUUGGGGGGGGGGGGGGGACUGGAGAUUUGAUUGGCCAACUCCUAACACACAUUGUGUUGUGGAGCUCGUGGCAAAAUUAAUAAAUGUGGGUUCCUGCCAAGCAGGAAGCUGCCCCUCUCCUACAGUGGCACAUACUUGCAUAGCUCAGCAUUGAGCAAUGCCCAUCAAGAACCAGGGACUCGCCAGCCAAUGUGAUGUUCACCACUGCUGCAUGCCACACAGAGUCCUUGAACCAUCCUUUAAUCAACCGUCCAGGCAUUACGGGGUUGUGUACAUGUGCACGUGCUUUUUGACAGACGCUUAGUUGCACAAUGCUUUUGGUGUCCGCUUGCCCACGCCGCAGUGUUGAACGCGGCCCAUUCCCUUUGUUGUGUUUCACGUGCAUGGUCACGCCGAGAGCGGUGUUCAUGCACCGCGACGGGUGGGAAGGUGGCGCGAUCUGAAUUGCGCCGCCUCGCAGGAGCACUGCAAUGGGCGUCGCGUCGCUGGGAACCUGCACCUUUGUUCACCUCGCUUGUUUUUCCACGUCAAAUUAUUUUUUUGCGCGCUUCAUCGCAAAGGUUUAAAGCAUGUGGGUUUGUCCGUCGUGUCGCUAAUUCACGGGAAAAAAAACGUCGCGUGUUCAAUCGAGUGAAUAUUUUAAGCGAAUCGCCGUUUUUGUCAGUCGGUUGUGUUAUCUUGGGACGGUACUCAUCUCCGAUGGUGGUCCUUGGCCAAUGGUGAAAAUUCCACGUUUCUAUGGCAGGGGCCUGUCUCAACACAGGAUGGCUGCUGUUGACUUCUCGCAAAGUGGCAGUCAUUUUAAUUACCACAGAGAGCUGUUGGCCUGGGUCGUCCACCCCAGCAAGGAAUUUUACUUUCAACCUUCUGACUGCGAGUCGAGCACUCUUGCUGCAGUGUUAACUGGACUAUAAGUAAAACAUUUUUUUCGUGUUUUGAUAGUUUUUAAACUUUAAACAUGUUCAAUAAAAAAUGUGCACAGUUCCGAGUAAAUCAAAAAUUUGCGCAGGGUAUAGUCCUGCAUACACACGGGCUCGUGAAACACUGGGUACAUCAUGGUUGAAAGGGCCAUUGUUUUUAUGCCUUUAUUUUGUUAAAUUAAUCAAUCGUGGGAAAAUAAAAUUACCGUAACUGUACUUUACAAAUUGGGACCGGGUGCUUUUUGCCAAUAUGUCUGAAAGUAUUUUUUGUCGACCUUGUGGGUCUGUAAAACAGCAAGAAUUAAGGGGAAGAGCAACAUACGUUUUCGUAGUUAUAAUUAGCACUUAACAGGCUUGGAACAAACAAACAAAAAAAACUGCAAACUGUCAUCACACAAUUCUGCAAUGGGAAAACAUUUUUUGAGGAAAAUUAUUGGGUGGGUCUGAGGCAGGGGUUGGAGAAGGAGGUGGGGGUGCAGGUCAUAAUACAAUUGCUAUGUAUCGUAUUAAAAUCAAAUGGUAAGUGAGAUGUGAAUUGUGAGCGAGUUAAAGCUUGUCUGUACAGUUCCUUAUUUUUAAUUUUUAAAAUAAAACCUUUUUUUCCAGAA